CCCAAACUAGCCUACGCUGCUCGUCAAAGACUCAGAGCUUCCGCUUCGUAAGGCGUGCUACUGUGGACCAUUGGCGCGUGAGAGGGAGGGAGAGAGAGGAGGGAGGAAAGAAGCUUGGUGACGGACUUGCUCCUCUGGAACACUGCUAUACUGCUAUGUGCUAUCACCAGGGAAGGCUUCCUGAACAACGGUUCUCGGCUAUAAAAUGUACAAUAAAGUAACACCGCGCACGUUAUUUUAGCCAUCUUUGCAAGACUCUUGAAUCUUCCUUCACUUGUGAGUUUUUGCUUGGUCGCUGGGUCGCCGUCAAUUUGGACUUGCUCUGAAGAUAGAGAAAAUCCAUGGAGAUACUGGAUAGCCUUUUCGGGCUACACAUUGGGAUUAUACAUUGAAUUGGGUGGAAACUCUUAGCAAACAUUUUUGAAGAAACUACCUCUGCUGUGCCAUAGCUUCACGACAUUGAAAGUAACGUUUCUGGUUACAAGUUGAGGCCUUGGUCUCCGGAGCUCCAGACAUGGAGGACCAGGAGGAAACCGUUGGGCUCCAAAAUUCGCCAAGCGGUUCAGAGUCAAAGGAAUUACACUCUGAAAGUAAAGCAGAUAAACAAAAUGGAAAUUCGGGCAAAUCUCCAUCCUCCCAGACGACAUAUAUUCAACAGGGAAUGGAGGGGAUAAAAGUGUACCUGCACGAGAGGGAACUGUGGGCGAAGUUUCACGAGGUGGGGACGGAGAUGAUUAUCACCAAAGCUGGAAGAAGAAUGUUUCCCAGCUUCAAAGUGAAGGUCACUGGAUUGAACCCUAAAACGAAAUACAUACUCCUGAUGGAUGUCGUGCCUGCGGACGACCAUCGCUACAAAUUCGCUGAUAAUAAAUGGUCUGUGACCGGGAAGGCUGAACCUGCCAUGCCCGGGAGGCUCUACGUUCACCCGGAUUCUCCUGCGACUGGGGCGCAUUGGAUGAGGCAGCUUGUCUCUUUCCAGAAGCUGAAACUGACCAACAACCACCUGGAUCCUUUUGGACAUAUUAUCCUGAACUCCAUGCAUAAAUACCAACCCAGGAUUCACAUCGUGAAAGCGGAUGAAAAUAACGGCUUUGGCUCCAAAAACACAGCGUUCUGUACCCACGUCUUCCCAGAGACUGCUUUCAUUGCGGUUACGUCCUACCAGAACCAUAAGAUAACCCAGCUGAAGAUAGAGAACAACCCAUUUGCAAAAGGCUUCCGUGGGAGUGAUGACAUGGAGCUCCAUCGGAUGUCCAGAAUGCAAAGCACUAAGGAGUACCCGGUGGUCCCUCGCAGUACGGUGCGCCAGAGAGUGGGCACCAGCCAGAGCCCGUUCAGUGGGGAGGUGCAGGGUAUUGCCACCCCCAGUGGCCUGGCCUCCCAGUACACCCAGUGUGAGAACGGGGCCACCAGCACCUCACAGGAUCUCCUGCCCCAGUCUGGCUCCUACCCUCUCCCCCACGAGCACAGCCAGGACUACCACUGCAUCAAGAGGAAAGUGGAGGAUGACUGUCACUCAGGAGAGCACACCUACAAGAAGGCUUACCUGGAGAGCUCCUCCAGUGAGGACGACCAUUACUACCGUCCCGUCAGCUACCCACAGAGCCUGGGCCUGCCCGGGGGGCCCUACAGGACCGAGUCCAGCCAGAGGCAGGCCUGCAUGUACGCCAGCGCCUCCCAGGGGGCCGAGCCCGUCCCCAGCCUGGAGGACAUCAGCUGCAACACCUGGGCUGGCGUCUCGCCCUACGGCAGCUGCUCCGUCACCACCAUGCAGCCAAUGGAGCGGCUGCCCUACCAGCACUUCUCUGCCCACUUCACCUCGGGGCCCCUGGUGUCCAGACUGAGUGGAGUGGCAGGCCACGCCUCCCCGCAGCUGGGUGACGCCCACCACGCCAUGUACCAGGGCCCCAUGGCCCAUCAGACUCUGGGCCGCCAGUGCAGCCCCGGGGCAGGCAUCCAGUCGCCCACCGCAGGUCUCCAAGGCAACGAGUACCUGUACUCGCACGGGAUCCCGCGCACGCUGUCACCUCAUCAGUACCACGCUGUGCACAGCGUCAGCAUCAUGCCAGAGUGGAAUGAGAGCAGCUAAAAGGGCUUUCUUCAUAGGAAAGGAUGAAGAAGUUAGAGAAAAAAGGACCGUGAUAGGGUGGGGCUUUAGAUAAAUCUAUAUUUAUAUUUUUAAAGAUAUAUACAGUAUGGCAGUGCAGUCUUGUGAGAUUAGUAGGUGAGGCAUGAAUGCCUCGAGCAUUGGACGUUGGUGCUCAGAGGAAGUGGGAAUGUCUUUGCAGUUGACUUGUUACUGCGACUAUGGGCAAACAUCAUGAGGAUGAGCAAAACAAGGUGGAGACAAGCAUUGGCCAUUGAGUUUUAAGGAGUCUUAUUAGGACAACUAAAUAUGAGUUAAAAAAGCCAAUGAUUUUGCAUGAGGGACAAUAGUAGCUUCAUCAAGAGACCCCCAUUUUUAAACUGUCCUGUUUUGAUAGUGUAUUAUACAUCUUGGUGCUUGAAUUAUAUGUUUUCUUCUUUUUCUGCUGCAAAUAGAAAUCUUGUUCUGUAGAUUUUUACAUUUUCUGCAAAAAAAGUAGACAUUUUAUCCCCCAGUUCUCAUUUUGUUUAUGGCUUUUGUAGUGAACCGCUUACUUUCUAAAACCAUUCUACAGAAAUUCAGAAGAUGUGAUUAUUUUUCUGUGACUAUUUUGAAAACAUACUCGGUGAGUUGCUGGCCUGAUUUGUCAAUAAAAAUUACAAAGGGCAAAAAACAUUAGAUACUUAUACGAAAGCCAUUGCAUUGCUCUGCUUUACUUUGAAUACAUGACCACCAUAUCCAUGGAUACAAGUGUGUAUAAUGGUGAGUUUAUAUGCAGUUGACAGGUCGAUAAGAUGACAGUGUGUUCUGUAGAGGAAGUGUGUCUUGAUAUCCUCUCUAACUCUGGCAUGUAGCAACACACACUUUAACAUGGAAAUAUUUUGAUGUGGUUUGCAGUUAGUCUGGGGAAGGUGUGUGAAAAAUGUACCUGGUAUUCGCUUGCAACGAAAGCUAAGAAACAAGAAACCUUCUGACAUAAACAGUGGUUCUCAAUCAGACACUGCCCUUAUAUGAGAUAUAAGCUAGAACCGGUGAAAAGGUGAUUGCAUAUUUUUUUGGGGUUGUUGAAAAUGUCAUUUUUAUUAGUUUGUGUUGUACCCAGUAAAUGUGUGUUGUUUCUCAAUCUUUUCCUUUAUGCUCCUACAAUUGGCACUUCUCCCACGACUACAGUCAUAAACUCAACCAGAGCAAACAAAGAUAUGUAUGGUAUAUGACGCCUUUAACCAUGUAGAAUGUAAAGAACCAGAGGCAAAGAUUGCUAUAGACAAAUAAUGAUAAUAUGAAAGCAUGGUCACUUCAGAGAUUAUACACGACCUAAACACAUCAGUCAAAUACACAUAAUUUCUGCCAAUAUAUGGAAGUCAAGUUAUAUUUUAAAGGUCAGUUAUGUAUGGACAAAGACUUAUUUAGAAAAUGCUUGUAGUCGAUAGAAUGUUACUUGUCGAUAGUAUUUAUUUUUUUCCUGUAUUAUAAAUCAACUUGCUCCUGUUGUAUCGACAAUGAAAUGUGUUAGUCGGUCCGGUUCUCUUUGUUAUUUAGGCUAAAUGUAUUUUCUUUUUUUAAUCAUCCUGCUUUUGAAAUCAGGACAUUCAUUUACAGUUGUCAAAAGUCUAAGAAAGAGAGAGAUGGAUUACUUUGGUGUAAAUAAACACACAUAUAUAGAAUACAGAAUACUUGCAAUACAUUUAAAAGGGGAUUCUGUCUAUUCAGAUUUUACCUCUUUUAUUUUGAUGAUGCUUAGUGUUUAAUUGUGACAUGUAACUAAACAUAAAACAUUGGAUUCAUAAUUUGGGAUCUAUAGGACUCUGUACAGAGAUAAGAUGUUUGACUACAACUCUACACGGAUAUAUACAGCUAUACAAAACCACAAGAGACACUAAAGUGAUACACCAAAGUGUGGGGUAAUGGACAAAAGCUCUGACCAUAGACCGUUUGCUCCUUUGUUUACAUACACAUAAUUUUUGUUAAUGCAACAAAUGUAAAAUCUUGUCAUCACAAUGUAGGCAGCAGCAGUAACUAAUUAUACCUACUUGUCCCCAGCUUCUCUUUAUUCAAUAGAUAAUCCUGAGGAUUAAAGGUCUGCUGUCUGGCCAACCCCUCUGAAGCCCCUCAUAAAUCUUCUGUGUGUGUGUGUGUGUGUGUGUUUGUGUGUGUGUGUGUGUUGUGCUGGUUUAGCCCCUUGGAGCAGUUGCUUGGUUACCUUAGAGGACAUAUUGCCCAGAGUUGACCACUCCUUGAGCACUGUUUCAAACCACAGCCUGAUGCUCACAUUGUGUUAUUUUACAGAACAGCUUGUUGUUGAUCAGCCUAAUCAGGCUUGGAAGGUUCUCAGAAUCUCAUAUGAAUUCACUUCAUGAUCAGGACCAUUUAUGAUGAAGUGUUCUCCCAAAAAUAGCACACCAUUAUUAAAAUGAUCUAAUGGGAAGCUACAGUUGGGUCCAUAAUUAUUGCAUGCCUUGAUAAAGAUGAGGAAAAAGACUACAUAAAAUAAAUCAUUCAAAUUCUGA
This is a messenger RNA of Coregonus clupeaformis (lake whitefish), 4593 nucleotides long. Its product is annotated as T-box transcription factor TBX5-A. The transcript has 9 exons. The record is from RefSeq and is a predicted model, not a curated record. NCBI's taxonomy places the organism in Eukaryota, Metazoa, Chordata, Actinopteri, Salmoniformes, Salmonidae. Gene Ontology annotation, cellular component: nucleus. Gene Ontology annotation, biological process: cardiac left ventricle formation; cell fate specification; regulation of transcription by RNA polymerase II. The coding region runs from base 515 to 2089 and encodes 524 amino acids. Gene Ontology annotation, molecular function: DNA-binding transcription factor activity, RNA polymerase II-specific; RNA polymerase II cis-regulatory region sequence-specific DNA binding.